AAAUUUAUAGAAAUAUUGAAAUGAAUGUUAUCUAAUAUUGGAGAGUGCAAUAAUAAAUUGCAUACUGUGCAAUGAUAAAACUAUAACCUCUAUUGAUAGUAUGGAAAAUCAGAUUCAUUCAGAAUUAAUUGUGAAAGAAGAGGAAGAAGAAAGAGAACAGAAAUGUAAUACUCCUAAUACUGAACCUAAGAAUACUAUCGUACGUAAUGGAGUUGAAUCAACAAUUGGUAUCAGACCAAGACCUUUAAUUUGUAAGCCAGAAAAUGUAAAUAUUGGAUGUAAAUCUGAACCUCUAGAAACUAAAUGGCAUUGGGCUCCUGGAGCAUGGCAAGAUGCUACAAGAACUAGUGCCUUUCAACCAUAUAAGCCACCUACAUUACUUACUAACUUACAAAGAGGUAAUACACAGACAGAAAUACCUCAACUUUAUGGAGAUAGCGAUAUUACAUUCCAUACAUUAGCCGGUCAAGGCGAACUUACACCUGAACACAUAAAUUCAAGUAGUGUGGAUGCACCCGAUGAAAAAGGUUUAACUGGUCUAAUGUGGGCUGCAGGAUAUGGACAAUUAGGUAGUGCAGAAAAACUACUUAAAGCUGGUGCUAAUAAAAAUUACCGUGGCCUUAAUGGGGAAACACCUUUACAUCUGGCAGCUGCCUAUGGCCACCAUGAUCUUGUAAAAUUGUUACUAAAUCAUGGUGCUGAUUCAAAUGCAAGUGACGAGGAAGGAAAUACACCAUUGAUAUAUGGGGCAUAUGGUAAUCAUCCACACGUGUGCUAUGAAUUGUUAUCAAGAGAGGCUGAUAUUACAUGUCGCAAUAUUCAUAAUAUAAGUGCUUAUCAUGCAGCAGUAUUAAAUAAUUCAUUAACUGCUAAAGCAGUUAUUGAAAAUUAUUUAAUACAACAAGUAGUAAAUGUACCAUCUGAUAUUUUGCAAUAAAAGAAUGUAAAUAAUAUAAAUGUAAUUUAAA
This is a messenger RNA of Osmia bicornis bicornis, 968 nucleotides long. Its product is annotated as DNA-binding protein RFXANK-like. NCBI's taxonomy places the organism in Eukaryota, Metazoa, Arthropoda, Insecta, Hymenoptera, Megachilidae. Gene Ontology annotation, cellular component: cytoplasm; nucleus. Bases 101 to 937 code for a protein of 278 amino acids. The record is from RefSeq and is a predicted model, not a curated record. Gene Ontology annotation, molecular function: protein binding. The transcript is spliced from 6 exons.